Messenger RNA from Salvia splendens (bonfire salvia), 2004 nucleotides. Its product is annotated as beta-1,2-xylosyltransferase. Gene Ontology annotation, molecular function: glycosyltransferase activity. The transcript is spliced from 3 exons. Bases 52 to 1569 code for a protein of 505 amino acids. Lineage: Eukaryota; Viridiplantae; Streptophyta; Magnoliopsida; Lamiales; Lamiaceae. The record is from RefSeq and is a predicted model, not a curated record.
GAAAGAGAAAGAGUCAAGAGGAGAGAGAGAGUGAAAAGCGCGCAUGAAAACAUGAAGAGCAAAACUCUGAAAAUAGUGCUCGCUCUUUUCGCACUCAACUCCAUCUCUCUCUACCUCUACUUCUCCUCCCACCCCGACCACCGCCGCCAACCCUCCACCGCCUCCGCCUAUUCCCAGCCCCAGCACCCCCUCUCCGUCAAACCCUGGCCAAUUUUGCCCUCCUACCUCCCCUGGUCCCCCAAUCCCCACACCAAAUUCCGCUCCUGCGAAGCCUUUUUCGGCAACGGAUUCACUCACCGCGUCGACCCUCUCCAACCCGCCCCUGAACCCCACCGCAAAAUCAUCCCCGGCCGCGGCGCCGCCGGAGGCUGGUUCCGAUGCCAUUACAGCGAGACAUUGAGGAGCUCGGUAUGCGAGGGGGGGAGAAUUCGGAUGAUCCCCGAGAAAAUCGAGAUGUCUCAUGGGGGAGAGAAGUUGGAGAGUGUGAUUGGGAGAGGGGAGACUGAGGAGUUGCCUAAUUUUGAAGAUGGGGCUUUUCAGAUUGAGGUGUCUGACAGAUCGAAAAGGGGGAAAAGGAUGGUCGAUGAGAGGUUUUUGAAUAAAUUUGUUGAAGAAGGUGCGAUUGAGAAGCAUACUAUGCAAGGGUUGAUCCGUUCGAUCCGGUUAGUUGAUGCCGAUGAAUUUAUCUGCUCUAAGUGGAUUGAGGAGCCAGCAGUUUUAGUUACUCGCUUUGAAUAUGCGAACAUGUUUCACACAGUUACUGAUUGGUACAGUGCAUACGUGGCUUCCAGAGUCACUGGCUUGCCUAAUCGACCUCAUUUGGUGUUUGUAGAUGGUCACUGUGAGGCUCCCUUGGAAGAAACAUGGACGGCAUUAUUUUCAAGCCUUACCUAUGCCAAGAAUUUUACUGGUCCAGUUUGUUUUCGCCAUGCCGUUCUUGCCCCACUAGGGUACGAAACUGCUCUUUUUAAGGGACUCGGUCAAACAGUAGACUGUCAUGGAGCUUCUGCACAUGAUCUGUGGCAAAAUCCUGACGAUCACAAGACUGCUCGGUUGUCAGAGUUUGGUGAGAUGAUAAGAGCUGCUUUUGGUUUUCCAGUGGAUAGACAUCAUAUCCCCAAGUCAGACUCUGGCCACAAUAUCCUCUUUGUGCGACGUGAAGAUUAUCUGGCCCAUCCUCGUCAUGGUGGUAAGGUACAAUCAAGGCUCAGCAAUGAACAACAAGUGUUUGAUUCCAUAAAUGGCUGGGCAUCGAAUCACUCCGAGUGUAGAUUAAAUGUUGUGAAUGGACUUUUUGCACACAUGCCCAUGAAAGAGCAGGUUCGAGCCAUCCAAGAUGCCUCAGUUAUCGUUGGUGCUCAUGGAGCUGGUCUCACUCAUAUAGUAUCUGCUUCCCCGAAAACUGUGAUCCUUGAGAUAAUUAGCAGCGAAUACAGGCGGCCCCACUUCCAGUUGAUAGCAAAGUGGAAAGGUUUGGAGUACCAUCCCAUUUAUCUUUCUGGAUCACAUGCUGAACCUCCACGGGUAAUUGAUGAACUGAGCAACAUCUUGAAAGGCUUUGGAUGUUAAAAGGCGAAUAUUUCUCUGAUUUAAUUGAAGGGGAAGAAGUAAUUGAGAGUUUUAGAUUCUACUGCUAUUGCAGCUGUGCUCUAAUUUGGUUUCAGGAAAUUCUUGGGAGGUUUUUUGUUUGACGAUACAGAACACGUUUGACAAGGAUUGUUUGUCUUAUUUCUGUGGAACCACAGGUUGCCUUAAACCACGGAUGAAGCUCUUUGUUUCCAGCAGGAAAUCGCAUAUAUCCGUAUUCAAACUGAAACGUGCGGCCAACUUGCGGCAAAUACAUAUAGCUCUUCAAUUUUCUUCCUGUUGUUAGAAUUGGAUGUUUGGACUGAAGCCUGAAGGUUACCACUUACACUAAACAGACUGAUUUGUGAACUCUACUCUUAAUUAGAUUACAGAAAACUGUGAAAUACAUGCUGAAAAUGAUGGCUGAUUUGUGAACUA